This is a messenger RNA of Gossypium raimondii (Peruvian cotton), 1628 nucleotides long. RefSeq names its product DNA repair protein XRCC2 homolog. The record is from RefSeq and is a predicted model, not a curated record. Gene Ontology annotation, molecular function: DNA binding; ATP binding; ATP-dependent DNA damage sensor activity. Gene Ontology annotation, biological process: double-strand break repair via homologous recombination. The coding region runs from base 166 to 924 and encodes 252 amino acids. Gene Ontology annotation, cellular component: replication fork; Rad51B-Rad51C-Rad51D-XRCC2 complex. NCBI's taxonomy places the organism in Eukaryota, Viridiplantae, Streptophyta, Magnoliopsida, Malvales, Malvaceae. The transcript has 6 exons.
CUCACCCGUCCUACUCCUUCCCAUACCAUGGGAAACUUUACGUUUUUCCCUCUUCUGCUUCGAAACUGUAAAAGGCUAGUGCCCAGUAGCUAUAUCGAGCAUUAUGCAUGAACACCAGCUUUGAUAAUUCCUGAAGAAACUGGUAACUUUUAGCCCAGAAACCUGAUGGGUUCUCAUGCCAAGGCAUGGCUCGUUGAAGACGAGAGUGCAAGAGAAAUGUUAGACAGGGUCCUAACGGAGCGCCCCUUCUUGCUUCUUCCUCCACUUCACAGGGUCCCUCUACGUGUCGGUAACGUUGUUGAGCUUGUAGGCCCUUCUUCUUCUUCGAAAACCCACAUCUUAAUCCAGGCUGCCAUCACUUGUAUACUUCCCAAGCUGUGGAAAGGGGUCAGUUAUGGUGGAUUGGGGCAUUCCGCAAUGUUCAUUGACUUGGAUUGUCGAUUUGACGUUUUACGUUUCUCGGAAUUGCUAAACCAUAGAAUCAUGGAAGCAGCUAAUGGAUCAAGCAGUAAAGUAGGUUGUCACGAAAAGGAUUCUGAAGCUCAGUUUGCAAGAAUGAAACCUUAUAAUGAGGAAUUGUUUGCUUUAUGCAUGAAACGGUUUUUGUACAUCCGUUGUUAUGACAGUUCUGAGUUUCUUGCGACUCUCAAGACAUUACACUAUCGGCUUCAAAAGGAAAGGGAAGUACAUGGUGUUAAUGUUCAUUUGCUGUUGAUUGACAGCAUUGGAGCAUUUCACUGGGUAGAUCGUGGUUCAUCAUCUUUUCCACUGGAGUGUGAUAAUAGGAAAAGCUGGCAUCUCCAAAAUGUGUCUGAAGCUGUAGUUCAAGAGAUUAGAAGGCUCCUAUUAGUGCAUCCCAUGCUUGUGAUGGCUACCAAAGCAGUUGUCUUAGGCAACAAAUAUUCAACAAAUGAAUUAACGUGAAAAUGGUCUGCAGUGGAUAACCCGUAUUCAAGAAAUAUAACUAGUGAUCAGCAACUUCCAUAUCGUGAGUAUAUGCCCGCUGCUUGGCAGGUAAUGCCUUAUAAGUAGGAUACUUCUCCCGUGUUAUGGUAUUUUUGAGGAGACAUGCAUGAAUCUUGUCAUAAGCUGACUUUUGUUUUUUAGUUCAAGUUUGCUAGUAGUCCCCAUGCUUAGUCGGGUGUUCUGAUCAGUCCUUUUACAGUCAUUAAUGUCAUUUCAAAUUUUAUGAACUCUAGAUUACCUAAACAUUUUAAAAGUAUAUGAUACAAGAUUAUUCCAUUCUUAAACGUUGAAUACUGAUGAAAGUUUCACAAGUAAAACUUAAGUGACAGGAUGUUAACUGUGCACGUGUUUACAACUUGCUUAUUCCUCAUCUGGUGUUGCUUUUUAGAAAUUUUGGAAAAUGUUAGGAUCAUGUUCUUUGAACUCGCGCUUUCUCAAAUAGACAAACAACAGCACCUAGUUGCUUGUCUUUGAUAAACCAUUCCGAGGUAUGACAUGCCAUGAAAUAUUAAAUUGAUAUCCUUAAAAGUGUAUUAAGAUAUGGUGGAGUCGCUGUCUUUUUUUUUUGUUAAAUAAAAUUCAGAGUAGGCAUACAAGGGAUUCAUGCUACCAUUUUCUUAAAUAUGACUACCUGUAGAUUCUUUUAAUUAUGAUUUCUUUCU